Messenger RNA from Aspergillus vadensis CBS 113365, 7323 nucleotides. Its product is annotated as polyketide synthase. The record is from RefSeq and is a predicted model, not a curated record. Gene Ontology annotation, biological process: fatty acid biosynthetic process; secondary metabolite biosynthetic process. Gene Ontology annotation, molecular function: fatty acid synthase activity; 3-oxoacyl-[acyl-carrier-protein] synthase activity; phosphopantetheine binding. Lineage: Eukaryota; Fungi; Ascomycota; Eurotiomycetes; Eurotiales; Aspergillaceae. Bases 1 to 7323 code for a protein of 2440 amino acids. The transcript has 3 exons.
AUGACACAAACAGAACCAAUCGCCAUCAUCGGCACAGGCUGCCGAUUCCCAGGAUCGGCCUCCUCGCCCUCUCGACUCUGGGAACUACUGGAGAAUCCGCGCGAUGUCGCCUCUAAGCCCCCUCCUGACCGCUUCAAUUCAGACGCCUUCUACCAAGCUGGCAAGGCCCGGCCCGGCAUGAUGGUUGCUCCCGAGGCCUACUUUCUCCAGGAGGAUAUUCGGGCAUUUGAUGCCCCUUUUUUCAAGGUCUCGCCCGCGGAGGCCGCGUCAAUGGAUCCUCAGCAACGAUUGCUCAUGGAAGUAGUAUACGAAGCUCUCGAAAGGUCCGGGCUUCCGCUGCAGCACUUGCAGGGUUCAUAUACGGGAGUUUACUGUGGCUCCAUGAGCAACGACUACCAAUCCCUGAUCAACGCAGACCUAAAUAUGCUACGCCCUUUUUCAGUCACUGGUACAACAGCCUCGAUCCUUGCCAAUAGAAUCUCUUACUUUUUCGAUUGGCAUGGACCCUCAUUUGUUCUGGAUACGGCCUGCUCCUCGAGCUUAGUAGCACUCCACCUGGCGGCGGAGGCAUUACGCAAUGGGGACUGCUCACUCGCUGUUGUCGUGGGUAGCAACCUGAUUCUAUCCCCAGAUCCCUUUAUUGGGGAGUCCCAGAUGCAUAUGAUGUCACCUACAGGGCGCUGUCAUAUGUGGGAUGCCCAGGGCGAUGGCUAUGCCCGAGGCGAAGGGGUGGCCGCGCUCGUAUUGAAGCGUCUCCAGGAUGCAGUUGCUGAUGCUGAUCCCAUUGAAUGUGUCAUUCGCUCUACUGGUGUAAAUUCGGACGGUCAUACCGAAGCACUGACCUUGCCUAAUGGUGAGGCACAGCGGGAGCUUAUUCGCUCAACAUAUGCGCGCGCUGGUCUCAAUCCCCUUCGCCGAGAAGACCGUUGCCAAUUUUUCGAAGCCCAUGGGACAGGAACACAAGCGGGUGAUCCUCAAGAGGCAUUUGGUAUUUCCUCUGCGUUUUUCGACGAUGGCUCCAAUCCCGAUGAUGUCAUCUACGUGGGCUCCAUUAAAAGCGUCACAGGCCAUGCAGAAGGCACGGCAGGAAUUGCUGGGGUUCUCAAAGCAUCACUAGCCAUCCAGCAUGGUGUCAUACCACCCAACCUGCCGUUUAACAGACUCAACCCCCUAGUGGCUCCAUAUACCUCCCAUCUCCAAUUCCCGACUCAAGCUCUUCCCUGGCCAGACCUUCCAUCCGGGUCUCCACGACGGGUGUCGGUCAACUCAUUUGGAUUUGGGGGCACCAAUGCGCACGUCGUUCUGGAGAGCUUUGACAGACCUCCAUCAUCUUCAUCAGACUGUGAGCCUGUAACACCAACAAUUCUUCCGUUUGUAUUCUCAGCAGCAUCUGAAAUCUCGCUCACUGCGGUCCUACGAAAUUAUGUCAGUUAUUUGGAGGAGCGCCCUACAGUAAACCUACUGGAACUAGCCGCUUCCCUUCUAAAGAAACGAUCCACCUUGAGUCACCGCUUAAUUCUUACUGCGGGCACAAUUGAAAGCCUGCGGGGAAUAUUGGGUGUUUUCACGGGUCAAGGCGCACAAUGGCCACAGAUGGGCUUAGAUGUUAUCUCUCAAUGCCCACAGUCUCAGAUUUGGAUGGAAGAGAUGCAGCAGGCCCUGGAUACUCUUCCAGCGGAGUACAGACCGGCGUUCACUCUUUUGGAUGAAUUGUCCGCUCCCGAGGAGACAUCUCGGCUCAACUCAGCAGCAAUCUCGCUACCGCUGCGUACAGCACUGCAAAUCAUCCAGGUUAAUAUCCUGCGCUCACUUGGGAUAGAAUUUGCGGCUGUUGUUGGCCAUUCCUCUGGUGAAAUUGGUGCAGCCUAUGCAGCAGGUUGGCUGACUCUAAGAGAUGCCAUUCGGGUCGCCUAUUUGCGAGGAGUCGCAGCACAGUACGCUGGCUCUCAGGGGAAGUCUGGUGCUAUGCUAGCAGUUAGUACACCAUGGGAUCAGGCGGAUGCAAUGUGUAGCGAAGCGGCCCAUUCUGGUACAAUUGUCGUGGCUGCCUUCAAUUCUCCUACCAGUGUGACUUUCUCAGGCGACAGUGAGUUGAUCACUGAGAUGGAGUGGGUCAUAGAGAGUCUCGGCUAUUCUUCGCGGCGUUUGCGUGUCGAUACGGCUUAUCACUCUAGUCAUAUGAUACCAUGUGCUGAUCCAUAUGUUCGAUCAAUGAGACAGUGCCAGGUCCAGGGACGCAAAGGCUCAUCUGGCACCAAGUGGUUUUCCAGUGUCUUCGAGGGUCAAGUUAUGCAGAAUCUUGACAUCCAGUACUGGAGCGACAAUAUGCUUCGCCCUGUACUUUUCUCUCAGGCAUUGACAGCUGCCAUGACAGAACUUCCGGGAAUAGAUGCUAUCGUUGAGGUGGGACCCCAUGCUGCUCUUCAGGGGCCCACCAUGCAAACCUUGUCGACCAUCAAACCUGACGAAGCCGAUGUCCCUUACGUCGGAAUUUCUAAUCGCAAGUCUGGUGGUAUCGAAGCUUUAGCACUGGCGGUGGGCUCUUUCUGGGCAAGUCUAGGAGGUCAAACUCUGGAUGUCGUCUCAUACAUCCGGCUCUUUUCGCCGUCUAUGAAGUUUAACUAUCUAACUGAUCUUCCCACCUAUCCAUUUGACCACAGUCAAAGGUACUGGGCCGUCCCACGUCUAUCUAGUGCGCGCAUCAACCGUCGACACCCCAUCCACCCCCUCCUUGGCGCCCUUACCCCUGAAACUGGCGAUGCAGAGUGGCGCUGGCGUAACUUCUUGCGAGUGCAGGACUUGGAAUGGAUGGACGGGCACCAAGUACAAUCCCAAGUUGUAUUUCCCGCUACAGGAUAUCUCGUUAUGGCUCUAGAGGCGGCCCGUUUUGUUGCAGAUGAACGGCUGCUUCAACUCGUCGAGAUACGUGAACUUACCAUUGAUCGCGCGAUUACCGUACCUGAUAAUUCCUCCGGCGUCGAGACUCUGUUUACUUUCUAUCGGACAGAUGGAAAUGACCACAAAAUAGCUGGUGUAUUUACCUGCCAAUCGAGUCUCGAUGAUGAUUCCUUCCAUUGCUGUGCAUCCGGUCGCCUGGAGAUAACUUUUGGCGAGCCAGAUGCAACGCUCUUGCCAUCAUUGGGUCCGACACCCCCGGGAUUGCGCCCUGUGGAUUCAGACGAGUUCUACCAGCAACUAGAUGGCCUGGGGUAUGGCUACUCGGGUAUUUUUCGCACCCUUCAAGACAUCUGGCGUCGGAAGGACGUCGCAAAUGCCAAAUUACCGAUUCUCGACGUAGGUUCAGCGCUUCUGAUCCAUCCUGCUACGUUAGACACUGGCCUCCAGGCCAUAAUGGCGGCCAUGGGAGAUCCUAACGACGGCCAAUUAUCUGGCUUGUAUCUCCCCACUAGAAUCGCAAGCACAAUAAUUAACCCUUCGCUCUACCGCGUCAGCAGCGGGCAAACUCUCCGUGGCCCCUAUGAAGUAGCGGCCACAGUGUCCUGGACUGAUAACUCAGGCAUACGCGGCGAUAUCGAUCUGUUCGACAGUGAAGGUCAUGGUCUAGUCCAAAUAGAGGGUGUUGAAAUAUCUCCCCUUGCCCAGCCCAGUAUGGACGAUAUCAGGGCAUUCGCAGAACGUAAAUGGGGUCCUUUGCUGCCAAACGCAAUGCUCUCCAGGCCCCCUAGUCUCCCUGGCUGUUAUCUCGAGGUCAACCGCGUGGCUCUGCUUUACUUGAGGGACACGCAACAACAGCUGACAUAUGAAGAUCGUCAACAGCUGGAUUGGCACCGAGGCCGCUAUGUAGCCUGGAUGGAUAUGAUGUUGUCCAGGGUGCAGGCUGGCAACCAUCCCAAUUAUCCUGCAGAAUGGCUCCGGGAUGAUUACAUCUCUGUGGUCUCAGAAGAUCUGAAACAUGCGAUCAAAAACCACUUGGAAACCUUGGAGGUUGCGGGUCCGAAACUCAUAGGGUGGCUGCGUGGCCAAGUCAGCAUUAUGGAAGAGCUACGCCGCGACGAUCUCCUCACUCGAUUCUAUCAAGACUUCUGGUUUCGGAUGAUGACUUGCAGUCUCGCUGGUGUCGUAAGUCAAUUGUCCUUCCGGUACCCUCGCAUGAAGAUUCUUGAAGUUGGGGCUGGGACAGGCUCAGCGACACGGGAGGUGCUCGACCAAAUUGGACGAGACUAUCAUUCGUACACCUAUACCGACGUCUCUGCGGCCUUCUUCGAAGAAGCCCAAAGCGCUUUUGAAACGCACAAUGAUCGCUUCAUAUACCAAGUCUUGGAUCUAGAGCGGGAUCCAACAGAACAGGAUUUUGCCGAGCAUGCGUAUGAUCUGGUCAUCGCGAGCAACGUACUGCACGCUACCCGUUCCUUAACUAAAACCAUGACCCAUGUACGACGCUUACUGAAGCCCGGCGGAAGGGUUGUUGUGCUCGAGCUUAUUGACCCUGAAGAUGUUGUCAUUUCGACCAUUUUUGGCGGGUUUGAAGGAUGGUGGUUAGGAGAAAACGACGGUCGCCCCUGGGGACCUAUGGUCUCCAUUGAUACCUGGGACGAGGUGCUCCGAAACGCGGGCUUUGGGGGGGUGGAAACAUGUUCUUCUCCAGAAGUCAGAGAACAGGUGGGACUUUCGGUCUUUAGCUCCCAGGCCGUGGAUGAUCACAUUUUGAAGUUGCAGAAACCGCUUUUGGUGCCCGCCACGGGACAAUACCCAGAUCUUGUCCUACUUGGGGGUGCCUCUCCACGCACAGAACGUCUACUCGCUGGGGUCCAGGAUCUCGUGGCACCCUUUUUCGCUCGUAUCAGCCAUUCGGCCACGCUUGAAGACUUCGUCCCUCCACCCAAUGCAUCUUUAUUGUCCGUUUUGGUUUUGUCCGACAUAGACACCCCUUGCUUGCAAGAUUUUUCUGCGAACCGUCUGCACAGCCUACAGGCGCUGUUUGGGGCUGCUGGGAAGCUUCUCUGGGUUGCGGCUGGCAAGCCCGGCGAAAACCCCUAUCAGGCCAUGACUAAAGGAAUUUUACGCUGUUUGUCUUACGAGAUUCCACAUGCCCUACUCCAGCACCUCACUGUCGAUGACUGGGAAACGGUUGAACCCAAUAUCAUAGCUACAGCACUCAUGCGGCUUGUUCAUACGGAAGCCUAUAAUGACUAUAGCCUCGCUGACUGUACCGAGAAUCCGGAAUGGGAACUUCGAUUCGAAGACGACAUGAUGAUGAUCCCUAGGCUGAAGGCUAGUCCCACGAUGAACCGACGACUUCUUACUAGUCGUGGCUUUGCCAGUAGAGAGCAUGUGGAACCCAAAUUGACGCCUGUGAAUGUCGUUUCUGAUAACACGGAAGCCGCCCUGGUCUCAUUACCCCAAAAGACACUGCCAGGCCAGAUGGUCCAUGUGCAUAAUAAAGACAUUGUCUACAUUCGGGUCCACUAUGCCACUAUUUCCACGGUUUACGUGGAGUCUGUUGGCUUUGCGUACCUAGUUUUAGGACAAGACCAGAAGACACGCACACGAGUUGUGGGGUUGUCUAUUAACCACGCCUCGGUCGUUUCCACUCCAGCAUCCUGGUGUUGGAACGCUCCCAGCUGGCUCCCAGAACAAGACGAAGCUGCAUACUUAAGCGAAGUUGCUACGGCCCUGGUUGCCCGUGAUCUGGUUAGCAAAACCCCAUCCAACACUGUUCUGCUUCUGGACGGAGCUACCGCAUCUCUUCAAGAAUCGGUGGCUGCAAUGGCCUCCAUGAAAGGUGUCAGAGUACGGUAUAUCACAAGCACCGAGGUCGCCCGAAAGCGUUCAACCACGCUUGUCAUUCCACCCCGUAGCUCAUCACGUGCAAUCUCGCGCCUGUUACCUGCUGGGGUUUCGGUUUUCGCCAGUUUGAGGUCUGAAUCAGACACUACCAUUGCCCGAAUUAGGUCGGCGUUGUCUCCUGCAGUGGCGACCUAUAGCUUGUCCGCACUCUACGGCGGCUUGCCAGUCUCAGGGCCAGAGGGCGAAGGGGGCUUCUGCACAAAUAUCCUGGCAGCAUCCUGCAUUUUUGCGGAACAACAAACCUCCUUGCGGUCGACUGUUGUCACGAUCAAUCCAGAGGACAUUCCCUCUUACUCCCUAGGCAGUGGCCACUCCAUCAUCGUUGACUGGCUGAAUUCAGGGCCUGUGUUGGCAUACCCCUUAUCUGCUAGCUCUUUAGUAAACUUGAACUCCCACAAGACCUAUUUGCUAGUUGGUAUGACGGGUGAUCUUGGGCGAUCGGUGUGCCACUGGAUGAUUAGCCGUGGAGCCCGUUACUUGGUUUUAACCAGUCGAAAUCCUAACAUCGAUCCUUGCUGGGUCGAAGAGAUGACGGCCCUUGGGGCCCACGUCGUCGUCAAGGCCAUGGACGUAUCGGACCGUGCCUCUGUUUUACAUGUACACAACUACAUCAUGACAGAGCUCCCACCAGUUGGGGGUGUUGUAAACGGCGCAAUGGUCCUCCGGGAUGUCGCUUUUGAUAAAGCAUCGCUGGAAGAUGUGGCCACUGUCCUGGGGCCCAAAGUGAAGGGCAGUCAGAUAUUGGAUGAACUCUAUCACGGUGAAAAUUUAGACUUCUUCAUCUUGAUGGGUUCGUAUACCGGUAUAGCCGGUAACUUCAACCAGUCUAUGUAUGCCGCAACAGCGGUUUACAUGGAGGAUCUCGUGCUUCAGCGACGGCUCCGUGGCCAGGUCGGCAGCAUUGUCUUUCCAGCUGAAGUGCGCGGCAUUGGCUAUGUUGCUCGCAUGGGAACACAGACUAGAGAACACCUUGCAAAAACUGUUGGAAAAUCGAUAUUAUCCGAACGUGACCUGUUGGAAUUGUUUGCAGAGGCGAUUCUGGCCGGUCGGCCUGACUCUGACCGGGAUCCGGCUAUUAUCUGCGGUCUUGCUAUGACUGACCCUGCAGAAUAUCCCGACGUGAUAUGGUUCAAAAACCCUAGCCUCUGGUCCUACAUUCAGUAUUCUCGACAGUCGCAGGCUCGGGACGGUAAGCAGGAGCAAAUCCCCAUCAAGGCGCAGCUGCAGUCGGCAAGUAGCUUAACCGAAGCGGCCGAGAUCAUUGCUGCGGGCUUCUCUAGAAAACUUGAGCGCAAGCUACAACUGCCUCGAGAUUCCGAGCUACCUGGGGCAGCCUUGUUAUCUGAUUUCGGCAUAGAUUCACUCAUCGCGGUCGAUCUGCGGGUCUGGUUCGUCAAAGAGUUAGGAGUGGAUAUGCCGGUGCUAAAGCUGCUAGGAGGGUUGUCUAUCGAUGCCCUGGCGCAAGAUGCGGCUGGACAGCUGGACCCAGCACUGCUGCCGCAGGUGCAGGCAUAA